This is a messenger RNA of Linum tenue, 2411 nucleotides long. NCBI's taxonomy places the organism in Eukaryota, Viridiplantae, Streptophyta, Magnoliopsida, Malpighiales, Linaceae. The record is from the annotation of a GenBank genome assembly.
ACACAUGUAGCUGCCAAAUCGAAUUCAUAGAAAAUUUCCUAUAUUCUCGCUACACCCAUAACUGCGGAUGAUCUCAAAAAUGCCUUGAUUAGUUGCUAGAAACAGGGAAGAUCGUCUCUCUACCCCUCUGCAUCCAUCAACCAUCAUCCCUGAAAAAAGAUGGAGGUUGACAAAAAAUAGACAGAACACAAAAAGGAAACCAGAAAGAACAAGUAACAGACAAUAAACAGCAAAACCAAAAACAGAAUUAAGGGAGGGACUCCUACGGGAAAAGGAAGAAGGAAGAAAAGGGAGAAGAUUGAUACCCAUCAACCUUUUUCUCCCUUCUCUUCCCCCUUCCCUUCCCUCCUUUCAGCCCACCAUUUCCAAACAACAAAGAAGAGAAGAUAAACAAGAACAUAGAGAUUGACAAACAAUACACAGACAAAAUGGGACCAAGCAAGUUACGACGAGCCGUGGGAGCGGUGAAGGAUCAGGCGAGCAUAAGCCUAGCCAAGGUGAACAACAGCAGCUCUCUCUCGGACCUGGAGGUCGCGAUCGUGAAGGCCACACGCCACGAGGAGUACCCCGCCGAAGAGCGACAUAUCAGGGAGAUCCUCAGCCUGACAUCCUACUCGCGCUCCUACAUCAGCGCAUGUGUCAGCACGCUCUCGAGGCGGCUGAACAAGACCAAGAACUGGACCGUGGCCCUCAAGACUCUGAUGCUGAUCCAGCGACUUCUCAAUGAAGGGGACCCGGCAUACGAGCAGGAGAUCUUCUUCGCCACGAGGAGGGGCACGCGCAUCCUCAACCUCUCCGACUUCGUGGAUGCCAGGUCCGAGUCGUGGGACUACUCUGCAUUCGUGAGGACGUACGCAAUGUACCUGGACGAGAAGCUCGAGUUCAGGAUGCUCGGUAGGCGAGGAAAGAGGAGCGCCUUUGCGAUGGAGGAUGACGAGGAGGAGGUGGAGGAGGAAGGCAGCAGCCACCACCGCAGAAGAAGAGGCCGUGGUGGUAGUGCUGGUGGAAGCAGCGGUGGUGGUGGAGGUGGUGGUGUCAAAGCCACGCCGCUUCGUGAAGCUAAGAAUGAGAAACUGUUCUCCAGGGUUCAGCAUUUGCUGCAUUUGCUCGAGCGCUUCCUUGCUUGCCGCCCUACAGGUAAUGCAAGGCAUGACAGGGUUGUACAGGUGGCUCUGUACCCGAUUGUGAAAGAGAGCUUCAACUUGUACUACGACAUCACCGAUAUCCUUGCCGUGUUGAUCGACCGCUUCAUGGACUUGGAUCUCCCGGAGGCCGUGAAGAUCUACGAGAUCUUCUGUCGUGUCGCCAAGCAGUUUGACGAGCUCGAAUCGUUCUACAGCUGGUGCAAGACUGCUGCAAUUGCUCGGACCUCAGAGUACCCUGAAAUCGAGCGCAUCUCGCACAAGAAACUCGAGCUCAUGGACGACUUCCUCCGCGACAAAUCCGUCCUGUCGCAAACGAGGAGAAGUCCCGACGCUGAGUCAGUGGAGGAUAACGAGGAGUUCAAGGAUGCUGAGGAGGCGGGCGAGGAAGACAUGAACACCAUCAAGGCGUUGCCUGCUCCAGAGGAAAGUUAUGCUGCCCCUGUGGUGGAAGAGGUGAAGGAAGAAGAAGAGGUGAAGCCGGAGGUUGCUGUCCAACAAGAGGCUGAUCUGUUGAAUCUAGGACAGGAUGCAAUGUCGAGCGACGAUCAUGCGAAUCAGCUAGCUUUAGCUUUGUUUGAUGGGGCUCCUCCAGUCGCAGCCAACUCCACGAGUACUCCUGCCCUAACGUGGGAAGCAUUCAACGAUGAGGCUGACUGGGAAACUGCUCUGGUUCAAUCAGUAAGCAGUUUAGCUGUUCAGAGGCCUGCACUGCCGGGAGGCUUCGACAUGACGUUGCUCGAUGGGAUGUAUCAGCAAGGAGCAACUACGUCAGCAAUGUCUGGCGUGGCUGGCUACGGUACAGUAAGUGGAAGUGCUAGCAGUGUUGCUCUUGGCUCAGCUGGAAGACCUGCUAUGCUAGCAUUGCCUGCUCCUCCGACAUCAAUGAUGAACACCUCCGGUGGGUUUUCAGACCCGUUUGCAGCCUCAAUUGCAGUGCCACCACCGCACUAUGUGCAAAUGUCGGAGAUGGAGAAGAAGCAGCACCUGUUGAUGGAGGAGCAACUGAUGUGGCAACAAUAUGCAGCAAAUGGUAUGCAAGGACACGUUGGGUAUGGAAGGGUACAGCACAAUACAUACAACAUGGGGGGAUACACACAUGGUUACUAAUCUUAACCAGUUUGUUUGAAUAGGUCUUUUUUCUUGUACUCUAUCAAAUCUUUCUUUUCCCCCCUCAUCUCUUGUUCUUUUCCUGGGAAGGAAACCUUCCCCCUACAAUUGUAAAGCAUACAACUUUCGCAACAAAAUAGCUCGACACUUUUGUUCAAG